AGUGGGUAGAAGAACCAGCUGUGCAGUAUCCAGACCCUUCCCUCGGAGACCUAAUCAGUAAAAUGGCGGGUGGACUCGGGGAUGCCCGAAGACUUUUCCGGACCACGAUUUUCCGAUGCUGGACACAUAUUUAAACACCAAGGAAUCGACUUGAGACUUUUAUGAGCAAACUUGGGUGGAAAUGGACAGAAACUGCCUCCCUACCCACUUGCAGAGGAUUACAUCGCCCUAUCAGGCAGGCGAUUGCUUCAAACAGGCGCCCUCCAAGGGCGUAAACUAGAGGGGCCCCGGCAGGCGGCUUCCCGGACUUAGACCCUCCUACCGCGCGGGUAGAGGAAGUCCUUCAGCUCAGGCACAAACCCUGGGCGCCCCCCACAGUCUUCUACUCCGGCGCCAGUCAGGUUGUGGGGUGGGGGCGGCGGAGAGCGCAGGCGCAGAGUCCGCGCCGGCGGCGCCCCUCUCGCUCAGCACGCCUCCGGGCAGCGCCCGCCUAGCUUUUCCCCGGCGAGCGCACGCCCGCCUCAGUCGCCUCCCGGGCUCCGUGCGCACCUUCCUCGCCUCGACACGCAGAAUUGAUUAUCUGAAGAAAUGGAUACGUCUCCCUCCAAAAAAUAUCCAGUUAAAAAACGGGUGAAAAUACAUCCUAACACAGUGAUGGUGAAAUAUACUUCUCAUUAUCCCCAGCCUGGGGAUGAUGGAUAUGAAGAAAUCAAUGAAGACUAUGGAAAUUUUAUGGGAGAAAAUCCAAAGAAAGGUCUGCUGAGUGAAAUGAAAAGAAAAGGAAGAACUUUCUUUGGAACCAUGGAUACCCUACCUCCACCAACAGAAGACCCGGUGGUCAAUGAGAUUGGACAGUUCCAGAGCUUUGCAGAAAAAAAUAUUUUUCAAUCCCGAAAAAUGUGGAUAGUGCUGUUUGGAUCUGCUUUGGCUCAUGGAUGUGUAGCUCUUAUCACUAGGCUUGUUUCUGAUCGUUCUAAAGUUCCAUCUCUAGAACUGAUUUUUAUCCGUUCUGUUUUGCAGGUCUUAUCUGUGUUAGUUGUGUGUUACUAUCAGGAGGACCCCUUUGGACCCAGUGGAUACAGAUUACGACUCUUCUUUUAUGGUGUAUGCAAUGUCAUUUCUAUCACCUGUGCUUAUACAUCAUUUUCAAUAGUUCCUCCCAGCAAUGGGACCACUAUGUGGAGAGCCACAACCACAGUCUUCAGUGCCAUUUUGGCUUUUCUACUUGUAGAUGAGAAAAUGGCUUAUGUUGACAUGGCUACAGUUGUUUGCAGCAUCUUGGGUGUUUGUCUUGUCAUGAUCCCCAACAUUGUUGAUGAAGACAAUUCUUUGUUAAAUGCCUGGAAAGAAGCCUUUGGGUACACCAUGACUGUGAUGGCUGGACUGACUACUGCUCUUUCUAUGAUAGUAUAUAGAUCCAUCAGGGAGAAGAUCAGCAUGUGGACUGCACUGUUUACCUUUGGUUGGACUGGGACAAUUUGGGGAAUAUCUACUAUGUUUGUUCUUCAAGAACCCAUCAUUCCAUUAGAUGGAGAAACUUGGAGUUAUCUCAUUGCUAUAUGUGUCUGUUCUACUGCAGCAUUCUUAGGAGUGUAUUAUGCCUUGGACAAAUUCCAUCCAGCUUUGGUUAGCACAGUACAACAUUUGGAGAUUGUGGUAGCUAUGGUCUUGCAGCUUCUCGUGCUGCACAUAUUUCCUAGUGUCUAUGAUGUUUUUGGAGGAGUAGUCAUUAUGAUUAGUGUUUUUGUCCUUGCUGGCUAUAAACUUUACUGGAGAAAUUUAAGAAGGCAGGACUACCAGGAAAUAUUAGAUUCUCCCAUUAAAUGAAUACCUGAUUAUUAUUAUCUCAUUAAUGUUCAGUUAUUAAUAUGUAUACUGCCAUUUAAAUGUUUACCUAUUAAUGUCUUUUGUGUUAUAUAACUGAGAGUGCUAUACAAUAUAUAUAUAGAAAUGCAGAAAAGUUAUUCUAGUCUAAUAUAUUCAAAUACAAAUAUUAAAUAGAUGAAAUAUGUCAUGAA
This is a messenger RNA of Cebus imitator (Panamanian white-faced capuchin), 2018 nucleotides long. It is a transcript of the gene SLC35G2, whose product is annotated as solute carrier family 35 member G2. Gene Ontology annotation, cellular component: plasma membrane. The record is from RefSeq and is a predicted model, not a curated record. The coding region runs from base 589 to 1827 and encodes 412 amino acids. Lineage: Eukaryota; Metazoa; Chordata; Mammalia; Primates; Cebidae. The transcript is spliced from 2 exons.